Bursaphelenchus okinawaensis is the source of this 5773-nucleotide messenger RNA. The record is from the annotation of a GenBank genome assembly. NCBI's taxonomy places the organism in Eukaryota, Metazoa, Nematoda, Chromadorea, Rhabditida, Aphelenchoididae.
AUGCCUUGGAAUCGACGUGCCAAUAUGGCCGUUUGCACCGUGAAUCAAUGGGCUUUGGACUUCAGUGGGAAUCUGAAGAGGAUUCUGAAAAGUGAGUUUUAGAAUCGUAAAAUUAGAUUCCAGAUAUAGAAAAUCUUAAUUUAUAUCUGCUAUAAUACUUUAUUUAGCAUGCAAAGAAGCCUACGAGAUAGGAGCACGAAUCCGUUUGGGACCUGAGCUGGAGAUCUGUGGGUAUGGAUGUGCUGAUCAUUUCUUCGAACUGGAUACUCAGAAUCAUUCCUGGGAGGUGUUGAAGAGCAUUGUGGAUGAGUCUAACAAUGUAAAGACUGUUUUGAGGUUUAUUUUAGCUAGAUUUAUAUUAUACAUGGUGUUAUAGAUGAUUUUGGGCUUAAUUUUAUAUUAUUCUUGAUGUUUUUGAGGAGUUUUGAUGUGAAAACUAAAUUUACUGGUCGAGACAUUGUAGCUUAUGAUCUAGUAGAUGUAAAAAGAUAUAAUACUGACAUUUUAAAGUAGUUUUACCAUAUUAAAAAUUGUAUUUUAGUUAAAUUUUGUAUUAUCUUUGAUGUUUUUGAUCAUUUUUGAUAUUUUCUUGAUGUUAUUGAUAUAAAAACUAAAUUUACUGGUCGAAAAAUAGAAGAUUACGAAGUUUUAGACUUAGAACAAUAUAAUACCGACAUUGUAAAGCAGUUUUACGACAUUAAAAACCGUAUUUUAGCUGCCAAACCUCCUCAUAAUCACUGGAAUGCCUAUAAGAUACGAAAUCUCACUUUACAAUUGUCUGGUUGCUGUAUGUAAUGGUAAAAUCCUGUCGAUAUACCCAAAAAGCGCCCUUUGUGAUGAUGAUGUCUAUCGGGAAACGAGAUACUUCACUUCAUGGAAGAGGCGACAUGAAUAUGUCGAGUUCAAGAUUGACUCUGAAUAUGGCUUUGAGCAGGUAUGGUCAAAUAUGUAUGGUAAUAUGUGGUCAUUUAUGGACUUACAUAGUUCUUUGUGUUGGUAAUGGCAUCUCGCUUCCAGGAGUACGCCCCCUUUGGCGAUGUCUUUGUCCAAAGUGCUGAUGGAGUACGAGUUGGUUUCGAGCUGUGCGAAGAGUUGUGGACCGCCAAAACCAAAGCGGUCGAUUUAACAUUACAUGCGGUCGAUAUUGUCUGUAAUGGAUCAGGUUCACAUCAUGUGUUAGGCAAGUCUCAUCAACGUAUCAAUCAACUUGUCCUUGGCCAAACUCAAAAACUGGGCGGAGUUUACCUUUACUCGAAUCAUCGUGGCUGUGAUGGUGAUCGUGUUUACUAUGACGGAAUGUCAUCGAUUGUAAUGAAUGGAAAGCUAUAUGCUCAGAUUAACCAAUUUGAUAUUGAGGAUACUGUAAGUUUUUUGGGGUUUUAGAAGUUUUUUUUGGUAUUUUAGAAGGUUUUUUGGACAAAAAAUGGCAAUUUAGAAAGAUUUUGAUAUGGUUACUCUAGUUUUACCGCGGUUUUCAAACGACUUUGAAAAAUUUCGGAAAAAUGAGUUGAUACGUUUUGUAAAGCAUAUAAAAAUGUACAUUUUGUCAAAUUUUUGUGAAGUUAUAUCUUUUCGCCGCAGGGUUAUAUUAUUUUAAACUUGCCACAUACUCCAAUUUUUUGAAAAAAAAUCAAAAUAAUCGCUAUGAUGCUACUUUUAAGCCUAUAAUAUGGUUUUUCAAGCAUUUCAAAGUGUAAAAAAAGUUUCUGCAUAAAAAAAUUUUUUAAAUACAUUAAUUUCACAGUUUAAAAUUCAAAAACAUUGACUAGGUCAAAUCAAAACGAAUCAAGAAGAGAAGAAGAGCACUUUCGAACGGUGCUUCCGUGGCGCAAUCGGUUAGCGCGUUCGGCUGUUAACCGAAAGGUUGGUGGUUCGAGUCCACCCGGGAGCGAGUAUCUCUUUGGACUUUUUUAGAGAAAACGAUGGGGAAAUUGCUUGUUUUAGGUAACAUAGAAGUUUCAUAAAUUAUUUUUGUUAAUUUUUGAGUUGUUUGAGCUGCAUUUUUUUAAUGUUUUUGAAGGGAUUUGAUCAUAAAAUGAUGUGAAGGCAUAAGAUAAUGUUUGAUAUUUCAGUGUGUUACUAACAGUGUACUGGAUUUGGACGAAAUUACUGUUUUUAGGAACAAGAAGAGUCUUUGUGAACAGGUAAGCUAAAAAAAUAUUUUUAUUUUUGAAAAUUUUUCAAAAUUCUUAAAAGCUUAUCAAAAAACGUCAUUUUAAAAAGUUAUAACGUAUAAAACACUAUUUUCAGUCAUCAAGGGAGCCACAGAUACCAUUCAUUCGAUUUGAAGCUAAUUUACUGGAAUCUCCUCAACAAUUCACGGUACCAUUAUCGAAGCCAAUUAGUACCAGACAGCGGUCGGACGAAGAUGAGUUGUGCCAUGCGCCACCAGCAUGGUUAUGGUCAUAUCUACGACGCAGUAAAAUGGUAAUUUUUUAAUGUUUUGGAGCAGUAAUUACGGUUUAUCAUCAGGACUUGUGGUUUAUCAUGGUGUAUAUUAGCUAAAAUAAUGUAUAAAGUAGCCUUUUUAAGGGUUUUUGGAGUUAUGUUAAGCUGUAAACUUAGGUUAUAGUAUUAAGAGUUAUAAAAAAUGGUUAUUUUAGUCCGGCUUCUUCUUACCUUUGAGUGGGGGUCAGGACUCGGCUUCAGUAGCAGUUAUGGUAAGGUUAAUGUGCGAGAAGGUGUGCAAGGCUUCGAGAGAGAACAAAGGUGCGUUUUUAUUUAUAAUAGUUAUACAUAUUUACUGUUUUUUUUAUUUACUGUUUACUGUGGGACUAUAUUUUCAUUACAAAAACUAUUUUUUUUAUCUUUGCACUGUUCACAAUUUUAAGACUGCACGGUGCAGCUAUUAAAUUAUGGCAUUUUGCAGCUAAUGCCAGAACUUUUAGGACAAGCUAAUGAUACUAAAAGAAUUAGUUUCAAUAGCAGUUUUUUAUUUUAAAAUUUUAAAAAAUUUGAUUUGGUUUUGGGACUUUUAUGAUUUUUAAAAAUACUUGCACGGUGCAACGUUUUUUGAUUGCACCGUGCAGUUUUUAUAACUCUUUGAUUUCAAAUUUAAAAUGACGAGUUGAUAUCUUUUUUUAUGAUUGAGUGCCUAGGCGUAUUUUACAACAGGUUUUAGUUUAAAAAAAUUUUUCAUUAAUUUUAAAAAUUUUUUGGUUUCACCAUGAAAUUUGGCAUUAUGCACCAAAUAAACAUUCCUUUCAGACAAAGAAGACUCGGCCUACUAUUUCCAAGGUCAACGUGUUCCGGAUGAUCCGGCCGAGUUCUGUUCGCAGGUACUGUACUCAGUCUAUAUGGGUACUAAGAAUUCGUCGGAGGAAACCAAAAAAGCGGCCCAAGACUUGGCCACGGCCAUCAAUUCGAACCAUUCCAGCAUUGUGGUGGACACGGCCAUAGAUGCGUUGUUGGGAGUUUUUAAAUUGAGCUUUGGAUUGGCAUUGACUUUUUCGGUAAGGUAUUAUAUUGAUGAGUAGAGAGCGUACUGUUGCGUACUGUAACAUAAAAUUGUAAAUAUUGUAAAAUUUGGUUAUAUGUAAUUGUAAAGCAUUAAAAGUUAAGUAUUUUCUGAAAUUUUUGACAAGAUAUCUCACAGUACAGCGAAGUUACGGUACUUUAAAAAUACAUGAUGUAGGGUUACUGUAACAAGAAAUUUUAAAAUUUCAAAAAUUGGUUGAUAGCGGUUUUUAAGGCAUUGAAAGCAAAGUAUUUUUAGAAAUUUUUGUUUUGAAAUCUUACGGUACAGCGGAGCUACAGUACUUAAAAAAUGCAUUGUGCAGGGUUACUGUAACAAUAAUUGUGAAAAUUUCAAAAAUUGGUCGAUAGGGAUUUGUAAAGCAUAACAAGUUGUUUGGUUUCUGAAAUUUUUUAAUGAUAUUCUACUUUACAACCUUGUUACAUUACUUUAAAGAUAAACAAUGUAAGAGGGUUACUGUAACAAAAAAUUUUUUUUUGAAAAAGUUGGUUGGAAAGUUUUGUAAAGCAUAAAAAGUAGUGUAUUUUGGGAAUUCUUUGCUUUGUUACCUUUUCUUACAACGAAGUUACAUUACUUUAAAGCAUUGUAUAUCAAGGUUACUAUAGCGUAAAUCAUUUUUAAGGCUUACAUUGUUAGUAAAGUACAGCAAUUUGAAAAUAAGUCUAAAACUAUAACAAAGAGUUAAAUUUUAGUCCCCAGACAACCGUGUCAUAAUGGCCCUGCAGAACAUCCAAGCCCGUAUCCGCAUGGUUCUGUCAUAUCUCUACGCCCAAGCCUCUUUAGUAUAUUACAAUCGACCGGGCUCGUUACUGGUGUUAGCUACAUCAAAUGUGGACGAAAGUUUGAUUGGAUAUGUGACAAAGUACGACUGUUCUAGUGGAGACUUGAAUCCGAUCGGAUCGAUCUGCAAAAAGGACCUGAGGGCAUUUUUGAAAUAUGUUCAUCAAGAGUACAAAUGGGCUGGACUGGAGGUAAAAUACGGUUUAAUAAUUAUUGAUAAUAUUUAAUGCUUUUUGAAGUUGUGUUUUUGAUUACGCGUAAAGGAUUUUUUUGGUUUGAACAAAAAAAACAGGUUUUGAACACAAUACCAAUUUGGCGGGAAAUUUAAACACGAUUUUUUAAAUGUGCAAAGUAAAAUUUCAAACUUUGUCUAAUCAUUGGAUAGGCACGAAAUUUCUGUGGCUAACAUUUUGUGGCAGUGUGAUGUUUUUAAACUAUUUUAUGACUUUUUUUAAAUUUGGCGCGAAAUUCAAACAUGAAUUUUUAAAAGUGAAAAUUAAAACCUGAUUUUUUUUGGGCUUAUUUGGUAUGACACGGAGGUGUUGUGUAUAAAAUUUUAGUUUAGUUUAAGGAUUUUUAAACGAUUUAUGGCAUUUUUUUAAGUUGGCGGGAAAUUCAAGUAUGAAUUUUUAAAAGUGCAAGUUAGGUUUUCCGAUUUUGAAUACUUAUUGGGUAUGGCACAGUAGUAUUGCGUCUAAAAUUUUAGGCUUGUCUGAGGAUUUUUAAACGAUUUAUGACAUUUUUUAAUUUUGGCGGGAAAUUCAAAUACGAAUUUUUCAAAGUGCAAAUUAGAACCUGAAAUGUUGUAUGCUUAUUAUAGAUGGUAUGAUGAUGUUGUACGUACAUUUUUAGCUAAAUCUGAAGUCUAUUUGUCGUUUAGUGAUCAAAAGUUUUAAAUUUUUUUAAAAUUAAAAAUUUUUUUUGAAAAUUUAAAUUUUUUUAAGACCGCGAUGUUUUAAAUUCUGAUGUCAUUUGUGUUUACAGUUUUCAACUUUGUAUUUAACACUUCAUAUUUAGGCAAUAAUGGACGCGGUUCCAACCGCCGAGCUACGUCCUCUAGAAGACGGCAAAGUAGUCCAAACCGACGAAGACGAAAUCGGCCUAACAUACGACGAACUGGCAGUAAUUGGCAAGCUGCGACGACCCGGAGGCUGUGGUCCAUAUGCCUUAUUCCUGAAGCUGUUACCUCUAUGGUCUGAGCGAUAUUCACCUAGACAGGUGGCUGACAAAGUGGGUUGUUGCCAUUUCUAAAUCGAAUAUUUGAAAAAUAUUACUUAAAAAUGACUAUAUCUUACCACAAGGAUCUCAAAUUUGAUAUGUAGUUUGAUAAUUUAGGUAAAGAUCUUUACCCGCCGCUACGCCAUCAAUCGUCACAAGGCUACGGUGGCUACACCGUCGUGUCACUGUAACAACUACUCUAACGAUGAUCACCGCAACGACCAUCGACCCUUCUUGUACCCGGACUUUGAGUUCCAGUACAAGAAGAUCGAUCAGAUCGUCAAGGAAUUGGAGCAAUAA